AUGGAGACAUCAUCAUCGGGACUCGCUGUUUCCAACUACCUUCUUUCAAGGUUAACAAAAUUCUCCCUACAGCUACGACCCGGUGACUGGUUCGUGCUGCUAUGUCUCGCAAUAGCAUUGAUCUUCCACUCUGGGAGUGGAAAGCUCUGGUUCAAACCAGAUCCGCACACAUAUGUCAUGUAUGUUGCGCCACAGAAGUCUGGUGAUCUAAAAGUGCAACCGAAGCGAACGCGAGACAUCGGGCAGAGGCUGAAAGAUAUAGAUGCCGACAUAGCCAUUUUCUGGGGUUCGCAAUCGGGAGUCUCUGAACGAUUUGCGGAAAGACUUUCUCGUGAAUGGCGCGCCCGCUAUGCUCUCAAAACUAUGGUUGCAGACUUGGAUGACUACGACCCCGAACACCUAGCUUCCCUUACCGGUGACAAGCUCGCAGUGUUUCUCCUAUCAACGUAUGGUGAAGGCGAUCCACCAGAUAACGCCGUGAGUUUCGUCAGUGGUAUCAAGAAGAUGCAUAAGAAAGGAAUGAGACUGGACACACUUCGAUACUGUGCGAUGGGCAUGGGUAACAUGAACUACAAAUAUUACAAUCGAGUAAUAAAGGUCGUCGACGAAAUUCUGUUGGACCUGGGAGCGCAGCGAGUUGGUCCACUUGGACUCGCAGAUGAAAGCGUCGGGACGACCGAGGAAACCUUCAUGGAAUGGAAGGAGGACGUUAUUGAAAUCCUCAAAGAAAUCGUCACGAUACACGAACGCCCACUUACCUACGAACCGAGUAUUGAUAUUAUCGAGACUGGCGUCGAUGCCAACCUCGUCUAUCUGGGAGAGCAUAGUGAGAAAGUCCUCGUCGGGUUGAAGGACAGAGUGGCAUACGACGCUACCAAUCCUUACCCUGCUCCUAUUGUUCAGAGCAAGAAGUUGUCGUCACUACAAGACCGUGUUUGCAUGCACAUGGAGUUCGAUCUAUCUGCUGUUCCAAGCUUGCGAUACCAAACAGGAGAUCAUUUGUCUGUGUGGCCCAUCAACGCGAACAACGAGGUGAACCUGUUACUACGUGUCUUAGGACUUGACGACGAGUUAAGCCGAAAGCAACCUAUCACAAUAGCCGCCAAAGAUGGCGCAGUCAGCAAUUGCAGUCUUCCUUCUCCGACAACUCGAGAAGUACUGCUGAAAUACUACCUCGAAAUUGGAGGCCUGGUAUCGCGCGAUUUCCUUAUGAGCCUCUCACAAUUCGCGCCAACACAGGCAGCAACAGAUUCUCUCUUAAGGUUAGCCAAGUCCAAGGAAGCUUUCCGUAACGAAGUGACCUCUCGCUAUCUAUCUGUGGGGAAGAUAAUGGAAAUGAUUGAGCCGAAAGUUGCAUGGACGGGAGUGCCUUUCUCUCUUUUGGUUGAAAACUUCAACCGCAUCCAGCCACGAAGGUACUCCAUCUCCAGCUCGCCACUGAAGCAGCCGCGACAACCGUCAAUCACCUUUGUGGUCAACAACCGUUCCCUUCUGAGCGAGAAAGUAUCCAGAGAAGAUCAGACGUUCUUCGGCCUGGCAACCAAUUUUCUUCUGGCUCACCAGCGCAAGCUCAGUAGCGAGGAGCAACCGACUAUCGCGAAGGAAGCUCCCAUAUACGACCUCAAUGGUCCACGCGACAAGCUGAAAAGUGGAAAAGUUUAUAUGCAUAUUAAGCGUUCAACAUUCAAGUUGCCUUCCAAUCCAGCGACGCCAAUCAUCAUGGUUGCGGCGGGCACAGGCAUAGCUCCCUUCAGAGGUUUCAUGCAAGAGCGAAACCGCCUUACGGAACUGGGCAAGUCUGUGGGCAAGAUGAUACUUUUCUUUGGCUGCCGUGACGAUACUUCUGACUACCUCUAUCGUGAUGAGUGGCGCGAAUACGAGCAACUAUUGGGAGAUAACUUUGUCAUGGUUCCGGCGUUCUCGAGAUUGUCAGGGCAGAAGAAGACCUAUGUUCAAGACGCACUUGUGGAAAGAAAGGACGACAUCAUGCCUCUUAUCCUUCAACAAGACGCAGCUUUCUAUAUUUGUGGCUCGGCUUCUAUGGCGAGAGAAGUGAGAACAAGACUUGUAGAUUUACUGGCGGAAGCUGGCGAUCAGAGUCGAGAGGAUGCAGAUACCAUGAUCACUAGGAAGAUGAAAAAGGCUGGUCUUUAUCAUGAAGAUGUGUGGAGCUGA
This is a messenger RNA of Talaromyces amestolkiae, 2175 nucleotides long. RefSeq lists its product as uncharacterized. The record is from RefSeq and is a predicted model, not a curated record. Gene Ontology annotation, molecular function: flavin adenine dinucleotide binding; NADPH-hemoprotein reductase activity; FMN binding. The transcript is spliced from 3 exons. NCBI's taxonomy places the organism in Eukaryota, Fungi, Ascomycota, Eurotiomycetes, Eurotiales, Trichocomaceae. The coding region runs from base 1 to 2175 and encodes 724 amino acids. Gene Ontology annotation, cellular component: cytosol.